AUGGAUCCAGCCACGAUCACCAGGACCAGCAGCAGCUUCAGCCGCAUCACCAUCAGCGAGCCACAGAUCUACGGGCCGCGGACCCUCAGGGACGAAGGAGUUGUCAGAAAAGAGGAGAGGGACGAGCUUAGAUGGGCCCUCCUUGCCAAGAUUGAGAGCUGCUACAGGCGGGUGAAGCUCCUCCAGGGGGUCUUUGACGCCGGCUUCUGCUUCGGACUCCUAGAUCCCAUCUCCAACAUCGUCGCCGGCGUGUCCAUCGCUCGCGCCGUGAGCGUGGAUGACCCUGACAACGAACCCAUCCCCAUAGCGCCUUUCCCGAAGCGGAGGAAAACAGAUGCGAUCGGGGAUAUGCACCAGCGGUCGCUCAACGGCCUCGUAGCCUUCCUGGCCGCCCUCUUCCCCUACCUCACCGAGCCCAAGGCUAUGUGGUAUCUCAACAAAGCCGAGUUGGAUCCCCUCGUUGCCGCCCGCCUCAUCAUCCAGCAUCGUGGGAUGGAGCAGAGUUUCGGGUUUAAAUCCGACACCACUGUCGCCGCCGUGGAACUGGCCCUUAGAUGUGCUGCAGCUGCCGCCCAGCACCCGUGCCCGAAGCAGUUUGCGUCAGCGUGGAAGGUGCUUUCACAUUUUAUAGAGAGUGUCGCCACCGUGCUGUCAGGCCCAUGUGUAACUUUCGAUCGUUUCCAGUCCACUGAAAUCAUAGAUAUUCUGCUCAAGAAACAUCAGCCAUCAGUUUUCAGCCUUGAGAAAUCAUGGGAUCUUGCCUCUUGUCGUCUACUCAAGCUCAGUCCUGACCUCUUGGGGGAGGUGAUGGGAUUUCCUGAGCCGUCCACUAUGAGGCGAAUGCUGCUCACCACCAUCCAUGGAUACUACCUGCAGGCACUAGCCCGGCUGCCCAAGGAGAAGCUGCGCUCUCAAUACCACCACAGCCUGCUCCAGGCCGGCCACUGCUAUGGUCCACUGGACCCUGUCUCCAACAUCAUCCUCAAUACAAUCUGGUACAGCCGAGCCUACCCUCUAACCAAGAAGGUUGACCUGGAGGCAAUCAGCACAGGAGGCCUUUCUCGAAUUGCAGUCAGAUCCUUCUAUGGCCUUGUCUCCUUCCUGUGCACCCGCUGCGCCACACACCUCUCGCCAGACCAAGCCAUGCAGCGACUGCAGGCGUCUGGGGCCGAUCUCCGAAUCGCUGAUCCUAACCACCUUGAUGAUGAUAACAAUGAUGAAGCUAUGGUAUCUGCCAGUGUCGAACAAGCUUAUGCUGCAGCUGCAGCUGCUGCAUUCCACCCCAAACCUCUUGACCAGGCAGAGCUUCUCCGACCGUCUAAUCCAAUGUUGCGGAUGGCCUCGCACUAUCUCAAGAAUGGCGGCAAGCUCUCCCACGUGGACGCUGACCAUCUUGCCGAAUGUUUGUUCUAUUCCAUCAGCGAGUUGGAACAAAGUGAGCACCCAGAAACAAACAUCGAGGCGGUAAACAAGUUGACCUACGGCAGGAUGGAUCGACUCAUGAAUGACUUCUGGAACGAGCAUGCUGCAGUCGUUGGAAUGGUGAAAUCUUUAAUUGACGCAUAUAGCCGGCAACCUGGGGUACCCAAGUACGAGUUGCAUCUUAUCUGUGGUGUCAAUAAGUAUGUUGAUGGCCCUGUGUACACGGGUCCUUUCACUCGCAUAUAUCAUUACUCCCACAUCAACUUCCUCACUACCCAAUCUGCCGGUGCACCAUCAACGCUAUUCUUUGCUGAAUGCCGCAACGAUGGCACUCAGACUCAGGAGAUGGGCUGGUGCUGCCCUGUCGGCGUACCAUCUCCAGGCACUGGACAAGUCCGUUGCCUGUACUGUGAGUAUGCCGGGAGCAGGGUUGUGCAUCCAGCACAGGGGAGUUUCGUUGGACGUGGCCUAGAGUUUGAGAAGAUGUGGGGCGGAGAAAAACUAUAUUCAGAAGAGUAUACCAAUGACUGCAUCAUAGCGUGCAGCCGUGAGCCAACUUACUGGGUGGAUUAUCUGGAAGGCGACUGCAUGUACCGCAAUUAUCGUCUUGAUGGUACCGAUAAAGAGGAAAAAAUCUUCUUAAAGAAGGGGAUUCCUGAUGAUGAAGAGAUGAAGUACUUGAUAGAGAUGGGGUUUAUGAUCAUCGAGGAUGAUGGUUUGUCCUAA
This is a messenger RNA of Triticum turgidum subsp. durum (durum wheat), 2148 nucleotides long. Lineage: Eukaryota; Viridiplantae; Streptophyta; Magnoliopsida; Poales; Poaceae. The record is from the annotation of a GenBank genome assembly.